GAUUUAUGCUUUGCGUGCUGAUGUUCAUCUUCUGCCUGAUUGGCAUGCUUCCAGAGAUCCAUUCAGGGCGACGCCCUUCCCCUGUCAAGGAUUUGGUACAGAGGUACUUGAUUUGCAAGUGCGUCUCUAGCCUGGUUAUCGCGGUCCUGGUCAUGUGCGCGCUAUGGGCAAUGAAGGUUCCGUUGGUUGUCGUCUGGGGCCUCGUCACUUUCAUCACGAACUUCAUUCCGAACUUAGGUCCUCUCUUUGCAAUCCUGGCGCCAAUCCCAUUUGUUUGGCUAAAGCCGGAUGGUACGUUACUGGAUACCUUUAUCGUCAUUCUCGUUCAGUUCUUGGUGCACAACAUAGCUGGCAACAUCAUCGAGCCCCACAUUAUGUCACAGGGUCUUGAGCUACACCCGCUGACAAUUGUGGUGGCUCUCAUGUUUUGGAGCAGCAUUUGGGGAAUUGCAGGAGCUGUGCUCUCCGUACCAAUCAGUUGCGUGCUGCGUCUAUGGCUUGGAGAGCUGGAAGAUCAUCGAGCCCAGCGCUUGUACAGAUGCUUGGUUUAG
Molecule: messenger RNA, 551 nt
Organism: Symbiodinium pilosum
Lineage: Eukaryota; Dinophyceae; Suessiales; Symbiodiniaceae
Source: the annotation of a GenBank genome assembly